Molecule: messenger RNA, 239 nt
Organism: Merops nubicus (carmine bee-eater)
Lineage: Eukaryota; Metazoa; Chordata; Aves; Coraciiformes; Meropidae
Gene: METTL27
Product: Williams Beuren syndrome chromosome region 27
Exons: 1
Source: RefSeq, a predicted model, not a curated record
GAGGGUUCCUCUGCCUGACGACGAGGAGCAACCCCUCGAACCUGCGCUACAAGGCGGAGCUGGAGGUGGUGCUGGAGCAGCUGGAGAGGCAAGGAGCCUGGCAGAAGGUCCUGGUCCAGGAGGUGGAGAACUGGGAGAGGGCCACCUCCGAGGAGGAGAGCACCCAGGGCACCGGCUACAUCUCUGGCGUGGUCUACAUCUACCAAAAAUGCCCCGUGCCCCCUGUCGAGGAGGGCUGA